AUGGUCCUCCGUCAUAUCACCCUGUCCGUAUCAUUAGAACCUGAUCACUUCCAUGCUGAUACCCUAGACCAACGAGACGUGAUGCCAGAAACAACCAGCUACGAAGCACUACCCAACGAGCCAACAUUUACGCAACUCCUCAAUGUCUCCCGCCAGGUAAACCAUGUUAUUGUCCAUGAUCCGCAAACCGGAGUGGAAGCGGACUAUGGCCAAUUUCUUGCCGACAUGCUUCGAACACGCGAGGACUUACUACGAUCGCUUCCCGAGUCCCUUUUGAAGGGGAAAACCAUCCUCGACGACGAGAAUCCGUACAUCUUCCUUCUCUCGGAAGGGAACUACGAAUUUAUAGUCGGUGCAUUUUCCAUUCUCACUGUUGGGGGCGCAUUCGUGCCAUUAGCGACAAGGAUUCUACCAGAAGAAGCGUUGCAUUUUUCAUCUCGCUGUGGCUCAGCAAUCAUCCUAGCGAGCAAGGAGUUCUUGCCCUUAGCGCAGGAAAUUCAACAGCACGCCUUUUCUCAUGGUCUCCACAUUACCGUAGUCGAGAUUCGCGUCAAGACUUCGCCUUCCGUCGACGUCUUCGCCUCUUUUCUCCGGAUUGAUAUGGACGUAACGAUUCCACCACACCGGCCCAGUAUGCUGUUGUUUACAUCUGGCACGAGCGGACCGCCCAAGGGCGUUGUACACACCCGCAGCCUGUUCUACGAUAUUCAUACUACUAGCGGGCCCAGUCAGGUCUUUCUCAGUCACCGGCACCACCUGUGGAUUGGGGGCGCGAUGCCUCUGAUCAGGCACCCAUUAGCGGGGGCACGACUGGAAAUCACUAAGCCUGAUCCCGGAAUUCUGUGGGAACGCCUCCGCAUGGGUGGGGUGACCAUCUUAGCUGGAACCCCGCGCCUCUGGAGCCAGAUGAUGGAAUACUUCCUGGACCAUCUGAAGAAGCUCCCGGCCUCAGAACGCGAUCCAUACCUAUCCGGGGCCCGAGGACUCCGCAUUGCUCAUGUCGGAGGAGGAAUGCCCCAUCAAUCACUGCUGCGAUUUUGGCGAGAAGACUUAGAUCGACCGCUGGUGGUGGGUUACGGAGCGACCGAACUUGGUGGAAGGGGACUGAAGGUCCCUCCUAAUGUCAAUAUCCAGGUCUGCACCCCUCCCCUCGCCACUACUACUGCUUUUUUCGUCUAA
This is a messenger RNA of Penicillium egyptiacum, 1179 nucleotides long. Lineage: Eukaryota; Fungi; Ascomycota; Eurotiomycetes; Eurotiales; Aspergillaceae. The record is from the annotation of a GenBank genome assembly.